AUGAGCACUCAAUACACAACUGUUAUAGAUGAAAACGCCAAACACGUUGCUGAUAUGGAAAAUAAAUUCAGAGAUGUAUUUUCUACCGGCAAAAUAGUUGGCACUUUAUUCGAUGUCAGAGAAGCUGCUAAGGCUUUUGGUGUGAAGCACAACUUUCCAUUUGUUACUUACAAAUCGAAUCAAAAGCUCAUUCACUUGAUGCGCAAUCAUGGAAAAGAGUAUGAAAACAAUUGCAAGCGUAUCUUUGGAGACGAAAAGGCCGUCGUUUGCCAAAAGGACACUCAGCGCAUUGGUUGUUCUUGCUACAUUUACGCAAGCAAGAACAAAUUCCAGCAGUUCAAAAUUCACAGAUCACACACACUACAUUCUCGCCAAAUGACUACGGGUUGCCAAACAUACGCUGUUUUCGGUCAUUUGGACGCAAUGAAACUUAAAACUGUGUGCAAUCUUUUUGAAAACAUGAAGUGUAAUGCGAGCUCUAUUUUGGAGCAUUUUAAAUCAAAGGAAUCCGAGUUCAGUGAAGUUCUCAACUUUGUUAACAACUUGAAAACAAAAGGUUAUCUUGUUAAGUGCAUUGUAAUUGAUGCCACGUAUAAGACCAACUCCCACGGGUUGAUGCUGCUCAACGUGGUUGGCACGAGUAACACUACAGGAGACUAUUCUGUGUUUCCUGACGCUUUAGUCGCAAACACCUCUUUGGAGCUUUCAAAUGUGUUUGUCACGGAUAACGAAUCUGCUUUGCGACGGGAAAUUGCAACCGCUUUCCCUUCAUCAAAUACACUGCUGUGCUAUCUCCACCUUUUAAGAAAUAAUCAAAACAAUGAAAAUGGCCGUAAAAUAGUUAAACUUCGUACUGAGAAGCUAUUUUAUGAGCCUGCAUUUAAGUGUAAAGAUGAAGAGUCGAAGGAUACUGCACUUUACAAUUUAUAUGCAUUACAAGCAUGUUUAAUUAUUCUAUUUUCGCUUUGUAGGAUUUUGAAGGAUGAGGUGCAUUGGGUAGCAUACUAUGCCGACAAGUACAUGCAUUUGGGCAAUCGCUCUUCCAGCAGAGUCGAAGGAUCUCACUCUUCCCUCAAGGCGGCACUUGGGACAUCAUCGGGUAAAUUGGCUCUUGUUUCACAUAAGGUUGAUUUAUGGGCAGCAGAAAAGCGAGACCUUAGAAAUUUGAAAAACGAGCAAGAAAUGUUCAAAAGAAGUCAACUACAAGGCAAGGUGCCUAAGUUUGGUAUGGACAAAAUCAAGCUUGAACUUGCUAUGCUUUUCUCUGACCCUUCUUGCAUACCACUUACGCAAUGCAGUUGCUAUUAUCGCAACAAUUACAGACUUUCUUGUAAGCAUGUACUUGGCCAAUUUGGUGUUAUUCCUCUCAACAUCAUAUCAAAAAGAUGGUUAAGCAUCAGCUCGCUGAGCGUUAUUCAAAAUCAUAUGCGUGCAAUUGAAGAACCAAAAGCUGAUCCAGCCCUAAUUGAUGCAAAUUUGUAG
Messenger RNA from Rhizopus microsporus ATCC 52813, 1482 nucleotides. RefSeq lists its product as uncharacterized. The coding region runs from base 1 to 1482 and encodes 493 amino acids. Lineage: Eukaryota; Fungi; Mucoromycota; Mucoromycetes; Mucorales; Rhizopodaceae. The record is from RefSeq and is a predicted model, not a curated record. The transcript has 10 exons.